GUCAGUGAUCAGUUUGUGAAUUCAGAAAAACAUUUAAUAUGUCGGUAUAAAAUCGAAGUGCUUCGCAAUUUAAUUUUUAACUUGUAAGGAUCCAAAGGAAAUGGCAUCUGCCCGUAUUUUAUUGCGGACUUUUUGGAUAUUUUUUUAUGUUGUGUAUAAUGUGUGUGCUACAAACAAUACAGCGGAGCCAUGGAUAGAGUCUUUUAGAAUAGGCGCAAAAUCGUGUACGGAUUAUAAAUGUAAAUAUUUAUUAUUGGUGCAUGGUGGCGAGUUUCUUGGUCAUAAACCCUGGAGAUUAACCCCCAACGAAGGUUCUAGAGGUGGUAAUUGCGAAAAAAUAUAUUCAAGUUACGAACUUCGGGAAAUUAAAACUCUUGCGUGGUAUUCAGAAAUAGAAGUGCUUGUGCCUCGAAAAAAUGAAAAGAUCUACUUUUGUCUUCGAUAUAGCGACGGAAAAAAUAAUCCGUUUGGUGAGAAAUGGAUUCAUCAAGGCAAAGAAUUAUUUUUAAAUCCCGAGAGCCAUGAGAUCCUUUUAGAAACUACAAAAUUAAACGUCCUUCCCGAGUCCAACGACAUACCAACUUAUAAUCAAGAAACAAAAGCGAUUGAUCUAACCCACGAUACAGAUGUCAACUAUCUUCAAAACAUCGCAAAUCUCUCUCAAGAAGAGAGAAGAGAUAUUGAAAUACGUUCAAGGGAUAGAUAUAUACCAUUAGAUGAAAGUAAUGACAAUGAUGAAAAUAGUACCAAAAAGCCUAAUGAACAAAAUGUAGUGAGUGAAGUUAGGUUAAACAAAAUUAAAGAGAAUUUAAAUAAAAUCGAAAAUGAAUUUCAUAAUUUUAAUAGAGGCGAUAGAAAAACACGCGAUACUUUUUAUAAAAUAGAUACUAAUGAUGAAAUUGAUAAUAGACAAGAAUCAAUAGAUGAUAAGAGAGUUAAAAGACAAAUAAUGUCGCAAAUGGCUGAUUUCUCGUCUGUAAAGAGAGUGGAGCCGAUGGUAUUUUUGGAUGGUAUACGUGUGGAGGAGGCUGAGAAGGAUCCGAAGAUUUUGGAUGAUGGAGUGCCGAGUGUGCUGGCUGAAACAAAGGUGACUUUGCGGCUCUUCGGCCAAGGCCUAACGUCCAGAACGGUAAUUGCUUUCACGCAUGAUGCCCUAGAGUAUGGACAGCCGUGUAAAUUUCUUCUCAAAGGAGAGUACGUGGCAAAGGAAGACUCUGUUACACCGACAUCAGCGCUCUUUGAAUUUUGGGCUCCAUCACCAAUUAUAAGCUCGAAACUCUACAUCUGCACCAAAAACCUGAAACCGGGCAUCCUACCGUCAGAAGACGAAGAGAAAUACCUACAUCAGGGCACAGAGGGUUGGAAGAUUUUGGCCACACAUAAUAAGCUGAUGCCGCUAUGGGUAGCUUUGAUAUUAAUUCUAUCCUGUCUAACGUUUUCGGCGCUAUUUUCUGGUCUGAAUUUGGGCCUGAUGUCACUGGAUCGGACAGAGUUGAAGAUAAUUUCUAAUACAGGUACGGAUCAGGAAAGAAAGUACGCGCGUGCUAUAAUGCCAGUACGGGAUCACGGAAACUAUCUCCUAUGCAGUAUUCUACUGGGGAACGUGGCUGUCAAUUCUACAUUCACGAUAUUAUUAGACGAGUUGACCUCUGGAUUGUUCGCGGUGAUAUUUUCGACAUUGUCGAUCGUUUUGCUUGGUGAGAUAACGCCACAAGCCAUAUGCUCCCGACAUGGGCUCAUGAUUGGUGCACGAAGUAUCAUGGUCACUAAGGCGGUUAUGGCGCUAACGGCUCCCCUGGCAUUCCCCGUCAGUAAACUACUGGAUUAUUUCCUUGGUGAAGAAAUUGGUAGUGUUUAUAAUAGAGAGAGAUUGAAGGAGCUUGUCAAGGUAACAACUGAUGUCAACGACUUGGACAAAGAUGAGGUGAAUAUUAUAUCUGGUGCACUGGAGUUACGAAAGAAGACCGUGUCGAGUGUGAUGACGAAAAUGGAGGAUGUCUUCAUGCUGCCCAUCACCUCCAUAUUGGACUUCGAAACUAUGUCCGAAAUUAUUAAGUCUGGCUACUCCCGAAUCCCAGUAUAUGAGGGCCACCGAGGUAACAUAGUGACGGUGCUCUUCAUCAAGGACCUGGCAUUCGUGGAUCCAGACGAUAACACGCCGUUACGGACCCUCUGCCAAUACUACCAGAACCCAUGCAAUUUCGUCUUCGAAGACGUCACCCUGGAUAUAAUGUUCAAGCAGUUUAAGGAUGGACACAAAGGCCACAUGGCGUUUGUACAUCGGAUUAAUAAUGAAGGAGAGGGUGAUCCGUUUUAUGAGACCAUAGGUUUGGUUACACUCGAGGAUGUUAUAGAAGAGAUGAUACAGUCUGAAAUUGUUGACGAGACAGAUGUGUUUUUGGACAAUCGAACAAAGCGACGUAGAAACAAACCCCAGCACAAGUUGCAGGACUUCGCUGCGUUCGCGGAGAGACACGAUCAUAGAAGGAUACAUAUAUCACCACAGCUUACCUUGGCCACCUUCCAGUUCCUCAGCACUAGUGUGGACGCAUUCCGACCUGAUACAGUCUCUGAAACGGUUUUAAGAAGACUUCUGAAGCAAGAUGUGAUACAGCAUAUCAAAGUGAAAGGCAAGACAAAGAAAGAUUCGUCGACAUAUGUCUUUCAACAAGGGAAACCGGUGGAUUACUUCGUGUUGAUCCUGGAAGGUCGUGUGGAGGUGACAGUGGGACGUGAGAACUUGGUGUUUGAAGCUGGUCCCUUCACCUACUUCGGGGUUCAGGCGCUUACGCAGAAUGUUGGAGUCGCGGAAUCCCCGACGCCAUCAGCCAUGGGCUCGCUUCAGAAUAUAAAUAUGGACUCCAUGCUGCGUCACACCUUCGUCCCAGAUUACUCCGUUCGCGCUAUCACGGAGUUGUAUUACCUCACUGUUAAACGGAGUCUCUAUCUGGCAGCUAAACGCGCUACCCUCAUGGAAAAAGGUGCUUUAUCCAAGGGCGCAACCAAUGAACAAUUUGAUACAGAAGUUGAUAAAUUGCUGCAGUCUGUGGAUGAAGAUAUUAGUAUCAGUGGUGAACACAGAACUCCGUCUAGACAGAUAUCACCAAAUCCGCCUAACCAUGGCCGAUCAUCAUUUAGCCGUUCAUCACCAGAGCGAAAUGGUGAUGUAUUCGCAGCGAGAGAUGAACAAGAGAAAUUACUUAAAUAAAUUUAGUUUUUUUUUUUAGUUUUUGGAAGCGCUGAAAUAUUUUACGAGGCUGUAUUACCAGCGGCCAUUUUGAAUUAUUCUUCUAGAACAAUAUAGCUUUUUUAGACAGUGCGUACUUAUAUCUAGAAACUCGUAUUGAAAAACUGUGAUCUUUACAGAAAUAUAUAUGUACAAAUUGUCCGUACUUAAUACAUAAAUAGAUUUUAGUAAAGUAUAUAUCCAAUAAUAUAGGAUAUUUUCGCAUCACACUUAAUAACAGGCUUAUAAUGCACUCACAGCCUUUCUAUACUCGAUCUAUAAUCUAAGAUUAUUUCUAAUCCAGAUUUUCGCAAAUUUAGAUUGAUGUCAAAAUUCCAUAUGUCGAAUUUAAUUAUAUUAUACAAAAACUAUCCAUCGAUCGAUUGCAAAAGUAUUUUAUGAUAAUUGGAUUGAAAUAUCAAUCCCUAGUAGUAAAAAUUGAAUUGGGGCUAAGUAUAGAAAGCGACAUUUAAAGAACAUUAAUGAUGUCGUCGACAUAACCAAAAUUUCGAUAGUAAUUUUAUAUUAUAUAUUAAAGAGUCGCAAGCUUGCUGAUUAUGUAACUUUAGUAAAUAAUUUUUUUAGGUACCUGUAAGUAAUAAAAUUCUCGUUUAAUAAUCAUAAAAAUAUCGUGUCUGGUAUCAAGAAUAUGUACCAAAACUCCAGUGAACCAGUAAAGUCGAGCUAAAAUAAUAUGAAACUAAAUAUUAUACAAAUAACAGAAACCCUUUUCCUGUCCAUUAAUCUUUUCUAAGUAUAUUUUUAAAUCACAGUAAAUACAUUUCACAAAUAGCUAUCUCCAGCGAAGAGUUGAUAACUAUUAAGCUGCGAGACUUACCGUAGAAUUGGAUAUUGUGGACGCUGGACAGUUCUAGUCGAAUGCACAGGAAAAAGGUUUCCGGCAGCGGUGAUAAUUGUGGUGAACAGACUUCUUAAUCUCUUGCAUCAAGUAUACGUUUUCCGUUUCGUCUUAUACCAAAUUUAAUGGAAGCUAAAGCCAACAAAGUUGUAGUGAAUUAGGAAGAAAAUAUUUUUGACGACUUCGAUUUCACUUAAGGGUUCAAAUGUCAGUGACUCGAAUAUGAAAAUCAAUUGAAAUUAUAAUUAUUGACAAUUCCUUCAAUACACUCACUAGAGAUGGGUUAUACUGCGUAUUUAGCUCGCUAAUUCAUUCCUACGCUGUCACUCACCAAUGGCGUAUAGUUCCUGUCAUUUCACGUCAUUUACGUGUCAACUGUCGUAACUUAUCUAUGUUACCUGUCAUCUGUCAAGAAGUCUGACGUAGUUUUGAGUCAGCGUACUUUGCGCUCUAGAAGCUAUCUGAAUUAUCCAAGAAUUGACGCAACUCACAACGAUAAGGUGUCAAUUGUCUGAAAUUAUUAGUCAAUGUCAACUGUCAUCUGUCAAGAAGUCUGACGUAGUUUUGAGUCAGCGUACUUUGCGCCCUAGAAGCUAACUGAAUUAUCCAAGAAAUUGACGCAACUCACAACGAUAAGGUGUGAAUUGUCUGAAAUUAUUAGUCAAUGUCAACUGUCAUCUGUCAAGAAGUCUGACGUAGUUUUGAGUCAGCGUACUUUGCGCUCUAGAAGCUAUCUGAAUUAUCCAAGAAAUUGACGCAACUCACAACGAUAAGGUGUCAAUUGUCUGAAAUUAUUAGUCAAUGUCAACUGUCAUCUGUCAAGAAGCCUGACGUAGUUUUGAGUCAGCGUACUUUGCGCCCUAGAAGCUAACUGAAUUAUCCAAGAAAUUGUCGCAACUCACAACGAUAAGGUGUCAAUUGUCUGAAAUUAUUAGUCAAUGUUAACUGUCAUCUGUUAAAAAGUCUGACGUAGUUUGAAUCAGCGUACUUUGCGCCGCAGAAGCUAUCUGAAUUAUCCCAAGAAAUUGUCGCAAUUUACGUCAAUAAGAUGACAACUAUCACCUGUCAAGAAGAUUUUCUGGGUCAUGUCCUAUCAGCUGUUCUACAUCAUUUAGGCUGUAUUUCAGGUUAAUAAAGUAAUUUCUAUAUAAUACAGAAAGAUCUAAUGGAAUUUUUACUUAAUUUUUUGGAAUACACCCGGAACUGCAAUGAAGACUACAAUUAUUAAUCCAUUUUUUUAAAACCACAAAUCAUAAAUGAAGUCGUUGCAUAUUAAAAAAAACAAAGUAGUCCAAUUCCAAGAUUUUGCUGAUAUAACCUACAAGUUCACUGGGUGUUGGGACAAAUCUCUAGCUGUAUACAUAUGUUUUUUACUAUAGUUUGCACUUUUAAUAAGCGUAUCAAUGUAAGAUUGAUUUAUUCACCGCAUAAUAAGGCUUUUAAUUUGUAAGAUUUGCCAAUACCUAAGACGAAGCAUCUGUAGUAGAAGAUUGCGGGCAAAUGCAAAAUAUUUAUUUAUUUACAGAAAUACAUACCGUACAGACUAUGCGAAUACGAUAAUAUCGAUAAACACAUACAAAACUUUAAAAAGCUUAGGGAAAAGUGACUUAAUAGUAUUUACUCGUGGUAAGCUAGAGAUACAUUUAGUCGCGAGAUACCUAUUUGGUAUAACGAUUAGAGAUGUUGCCAUAUGACAAAAUUGAAGAAAAAAAAAACUGUUGCAAUUUGAGGCCAAAAACCCUUAUAGCGUAGUGUUCCUGAAUUAAUCAACAUUUUUAAUUGAUGAAAACUCCCAUAGAUAAUAAUGUAUGUGUAAAUGAUAGAUUGCCUUCCAAUCUUUCAUACAGCAUCACGCCAUAAGUCUUUUAAAAAAACACCUGUGUGUACUUAUGUAUACGCGUUGGAAGUUAUACUUCUUUGGCGUAACACGAUAAAAAUCUUUUCAAAAUCUAUAUCUUUAACUUUUAUUUAAU
Pieris brassicae (large cabbage white) is the source of this 6058-nucleotide messenger RNA. RefSeq names its product unextended protein-like. Gene Ontology annotation, biological process: magnesium ion homeostasis; transport. Gene Ontology annotation, cellular component: plasma membrane. Gene Ontology annotation, molecular function: transmembrane transporter activity. The coding region runs from base 101 to 3208 and encodes 1035 amino acids. The record is from RefSeq and is a predicted model, not a curated record. NCBI's taxonomy places the organism in Eukaryota, Metazoa, Arthropoda, Insecta, Lepidoptera, Pieridae. The transcript is spliced from 16 exons.